Acipenser ruthenus (sterlet) is the source of this 8991-nucleotide messenger RNA. RefSeq lists its product as uncharacterized. The coding region runs from base 286 to 5040 and encodes 1584 amino acids. The record is from RefSeq and is a predicted model, not a curated record. The transcript is spliced from 2 exons. Lineage: Eukaryota; Metazoa; Chordata; Actinopteri; Acipenseriformes; Acipenseridae.
UAUGCUUGCGUUCACUUCUAUGUGGCAGUGGGUCGGAAUGCAGUUUCUGCUACUGUUACCAAUGGCAUUCAAACUGACAGCCUUGAGCACCACACAAACAACUGUCGAGAGGAGCUGCACAGCAAAGCAACAACUCCACCAGGAGACUCUGGUUGGUCCACCAGGCAUCAGGGAGUGAAGUAGGGAUUCCUGGGGACUCGUGUCUCUCUCUCUCUCUCACUGAUUUACCGUCCCGGUCGCGGUACCUCUGAAAACAAAGACCUUCGGACAGUAGACAAGGCAAUAAUGGAAGCGCUUCAGAAAACUUUGACUUACCGGGGCGACCAUGGUCCUUACAGAAAGCUACUUCCAGACAAGGCUAUCUAUAAUUCAGGUAAACAGCAGGACGAAUCAAAAUACGUGGAGAUAGAUGAUCUUCUUGAUAUGAAAUCGGAAGGCGCAAAAACUGUCAAAGUUACUUUUAGUACUGGCGAAGGCAGCCAGCUGGCAAUAUUUAAAUGUAAAAACGGCACAUCCACUGCUGGAAAUGAAAGCCCUGACGACCGAGAAAUGAAUGCAAAUGAAGUUAAACCCACAACGAGCGUCAGAGCAGAACAGUUUCUCACUGCCGAUCUCUCUGGCUCUUCUGAAUCCUCUGAAAUCUCCAACAACGAUGAUGAAUUUACAGACUGCCCUGAAACGCCGGUUCAGAAGCGGGGCAUCAUCUCUGGAACUGAAACAAAAACUGCACCUAAAAUGUCUAAGGCAAAACCCUCACUGGAUUGGGACAGAGAUGAAGUGGAAUACACGGAUAUCUUUUUGAACAGAAAGAAUGAGCAAGAAGGAAGCCCUAGCCGCCAGCAAUCGGACGAUUACGCAUCAAACGACAAUGAGGAUGAGACCCACUAUAUUUCAACUCACGAAAUACAGCUGUGUGAGUUAGAUGAUGAUAUUGAUUAUGACUUUGGGCAGGGGUCCUCUUGGGAUUUUGAGGACGACAACUUGGUCUAUUCCUUUGUGGAUUAUGCCUCUUUUGACAGUGAUGAAACUGUGGAAGGGACACAGAUAGAGGAUAGUGAUUGUGUAAAUGUGAAAAGCAAUCAGACUCAAUCUAAUAAUACAGUUCAGCGCGCUAGCGGAGCAGCAGUCAGCACUAAGCAUGAAAGCGAUCUAUGUGACACGGACAAAUCCGCUAGCUCAGAUGAAAGCCUGUCAAAGAACCAAAACGGCAGUGAGAAUUCUGCAGGCCAGAUUCACCUGUCAAUCAAAACCACUUCCAGGGCUAUAAAUGAGCCUAACAACGUCCAAGAAAGGGAAAAUAUUGGUUAUGAUGCCAAGUAUGAGAGAGACAUGAGCCGCUAUGUCUUAAAAAGCACUGGUGCUAAAACAGAGAAAAUCAGUGAUCGUGCGAAAUGUUUUAUUGCAGCUCCAGGACGUUUGCACUUUGGAAGUAAAUUAAAAGGUAAAAAAGAUAUAAAUGAAUACUCCAGUGGCGCAUCCAGUGCUGUGAGUGAGCUGGAUGAUGCUGACAAGGAAGUGCGUAAUUUAACUGCCAGAGCAUUCAGAAGUUUAGCUUGCCCUUAUUUUGACACAAUUAAUUUUAGCACUUCCAGCGACUCUUCAGCAUCUUUAUCAGAACAAGGCCUUGGGAUUAACAAGUGGUCAACUUUUGUUGACCUAAAAUAUGGCAAUCUGGCCCAAAGAAGCAAGCAAAACGUGGUUUCCCAUAAGAGCUCUACGUCAACUUUUGAAAUAAACAAGAAUUUGGCUAUAGGCAAUAUACAGCCACCUCAGAGUACAAACAAAGCAUUAAAUGGAAACAUUGCAGAUAGCAAAAGGAACAUUUCUUCAACAAAUGAAAUAAAAGUGAAAGGGGAAAUUGAACAAGGGGUAAUAACUUUGACUGAAACUUUAAAUUUUCGUUGCAAUGUUAAAGCGGGUGUCCCUGGAAGCGAAAGGCGUGCAAAAAUUGCAGAAAAGGUCGCAGGAUCGCGUUCUACAGAUGAAGUUACAGACACUUUGCCAAGCGAGCUGGGGGGUGAGGCCAGCAAGCAAACUUGCAAGGCAGGGGAAGCCAUGGAAGACACACACAAGAAAGCACAAUUCGCCACAAGCCUUCUGAAAAAUGUCAUCUCUAAGAAAAUGCAGUUUGAACAGGAGCGCAAAAUGGAAAGAGGAGAGAUCUCCGAAACCCCCUUUCCGGGAUUGUCACCUGGUCUGUCUUGUAAAGAGUUCGAAUUCCCGAAAGAAAAGGUAGGUGGCGAAUCAAGGGAUUUUCAAAGACAAAACUCCAGGUUCUCAGAAGGGAGUUCUGAAUUUACAAUUGUUUCAUUGAAUGAUAUAAAAGAUUCUGUGGAAAGCAAACCGUGUGAUCUCAAGGACUCGGCUCAUAAGGAAGAUGUUUUAACUAUUACAUCAGAAACUAAUUUUGAGUCCUCUUUUGAAGCGGGGUUCGAUACUAAAAAAGGAGUAUCUGAUGCAGCCAAGGGUAUGUUGCUUCGUAGCCAGAAUAGCGCAUUUAGAUCAUGGAGGGACGGUGAGAUAGAGUUUCAAAAGGAAUAUAAAAACGACGAUAAAACCCUUGCAGGGAAUUCGGCUACCUCCACAGAUAAGACGGGACUGCAGCACCAACAGAGCAGCGGGAAAUCAACUAAAAUGUCCCAACUGUUUGUGCCGAGCAUUCAGCUUGUUUCCAAUGAGAAUAAAAUAGCAAAACCACAGCAAAACAUCAAGUAUUCAACCAGGGCAGUUCCAGAUAUGGGAGAUGGAAGCAACGUUUUGAGCCCCGACACCUUGUGUGCAGCUGAUUCAGCCAGAAGCUCGGUAACUUCUAAGUCACCUGAAAUCAAAAUAAACCUGCGGAGCGUAAAGGAAAACAAACGCAACCCGUUCAACAUUGCUAAGCUGCUAACUCCUAAUAUAGGUUGCAAUGCGGCCAACCUGAUAAAGACAGCUGAUGACUCAAAAUGCCAAGCGCUCUCUGUAGCAUUAAAGGGUGAGUCGUCAGAAAAAGUGCCCCAUUUCACGGUCAGAGACAUAAGGGAUAACAAAUGCAAACUCCAAACACCGAUUCAUCAAGUCAGGGACGUGCGCAAGCUGGUUAAAAGCUCGUAUCACUUCGUUUCUCUGGACAACAACGACUCCAAAGGCUCUGCUUCUGAUCAGAACGCAGAGCAGAAAUCUAUGCAGCAGGGCCACUUCAGAAAACCGGGUUCACUUUCACCUAUAGUAAUAAAGUGCCAGUCAGUAAAUACAAACAGCAACGUGACACCAUCAAAACGCAGACCAGCUGAGGGUAUUUUGGAGGCAGACAGGGUGUCUACACCUCCUGCAGAGGGUGCCAAAAACGGAACCAUACUGGUCCACAGAACAGGCAGAGUUGCCCUGGUUACUGCAUCAAAGCAACAUAAAAGCGAAUCGUCCGAGGCGCCUGCUGGGGUGAAAAUUGAAACCAAGUCAACUAACCAGAAACCGGAAAAAAUUAUCGAACCCACAGAAAAGAAACCAGAAUCAAAAAUGGCCAAUCAGGCAGCCUUGGAAAAACUCAGAGCUGCUGUUAAAACCAUGGAACAGUUGUAUGUUUUCGACAGAAACGAGUGGAAGCGCAAAACCCAACCACAGCCAAUUACUGAUAGUCAUGUUCUGUCACUCAUUGCCAGUGAAGAGGGUCCAGAGGGCAAUCAGGAGCAGUGCGCGAUAAAAACAACAGCAGAAGAGGAGAAUGUGACUGUAAGUCCAUCGACAGUAGAAAGAUUGGUCAGGAGAAACUCUUAUCCAAAUGCAGAAAAGUCAAGUCAGCCCGCCGUUGCAGGGUCAAUGUUCGAUUUUUUGCCGAAGAAAGAAGUCAAAGAGUAUCUGAAAACGUUUCACAUUCCCCUUAACAGAGAGGACAAAGACGUGUCCAGAUCUCUUCCUCAGCAAAGUGGAGCCUUCACCAACAAAAACGUUUCCACUUUUACUAACAACCAGAAAACUUCCUCCAGAGGCAGCAGUAUCAAUGUCACCAAUAAAAUGCCUCAGCCAUAUACUUCUUCACAACCACCUUUCAGCACAAAAAGCAUUGUUCCCAAAUCUCCUAAAACCCCCAUGUCCCUAAAAAUAUCACAGGCCAAAGCUGCAUCUGUCAAAAUGGAGAAACAUAUCAGUGAAGCAGAAAAAACGCAGGCUCAUUCAACCUUUACAACAGAUUCAGAAAAUUACCUUACAAUACCAGUUAAACCUCAAACCAGCGAAGCCCAACCUACCACAACCAGUCGAGAGCAAAAUGCUGUGUACACCUUUGCAGCCACAGGAGCCAAACCUCAGACCACCAGUCCUUUGAGCUAUUUCAACCCAGCUGAUUCUAGAAGACAAGAAGACAGCAGCCAGUCCCCCAAAAGAUCUUCUGUUGUUAUGGAGACACGGUCCCCAGAUACCCCUACUGCCACCAUCUAUCAUCACUCCCUGCCAAUGGCAAUGUCUGGUGCACAGCCUCAGGUGAUUUGUUUUUCACCAUCUGUGCCGCCACCUAUAGACCAGUUCCAGCAGACACAAAGGAAGAUGCUGCUGGAUCCCACAACUGGACAAUAUUAUCUUGUGGAUACCCCCGUCCAACCUGCUACUAAGAGGCUGUUUGACCCUGAAACAGGGCAGUAUGUGGAUGUCCCUAUGCCCCAGCAGCCAAUGACCCCAGUGCCAUUAGCAUUAAGUCCUGGUGCUUAUGGUGCCACAUAUAUGCUAUACCCAGGUUUUUUGCCCACAACCGCUGGGUUGCCCACCAGGACUUUGCAGACACAGUUGUCAUCUCAUUCAGAGGCAGAUGACAUGGAUAAAAUGAACAGCAAAGAAGUAAUACAUUUGGGGAAACAAGGAGAUGUAGCUUACAUGGAAAGCCCCUACUACGUCCCCACUGGGAAAUCUGCACAGGCGCCAUCUACCAGCCAGCACAUAACAAGCGGGGGGUCAAAAGCAUUCUCUGACGGAAAACCUGUGAUUAGUAUUGUGUCACAACAAGGUCCAAGAAUAAUCGCCCCACCUUCCUUUGAUGGAACUACCAUGAGUUUUGUUGUGGAGCACAGGUAAAUCACUGGAGAUCGACUUGAGCAAGCUAUGAAGAACCACUCCCCUUUCGAUUAUGAAGACGGCUUGGUACUGUCAGAGAGAUUUAAAACAAGGCCUUUUACAUCACUGCUGCCAACAGAAUAUUGUGUGUUUUAUCAGAUUGAUUGAUUUAUCUUAAUACCCCUCCAUUUAUUUUCUUUUUUACUAAUCUUUGCAGCAUGCAGAAAAAUUUGAAACUGUGCAUUCUGACCUACUGAUUAUCUGCCAAGUAUAUCACCUUGUGCUGUUUUUAAGUAUUUAGGUGAACCUUGAAAGUUUUGUGUAUGAAUAAUCAGAAAUAUAGCAACAUAUUGUUUGAAAGAAUCUCUGCUUUCAACUGACUUGCUAACUUUUUGUACCAUCCAGACUCACUAAACCAGCCCUUUUCUUUUAUUAUUAUUAUUAUUAUUUUUUUAUCAUAAAAGAUCAUUCGUAACUUAAACAUAAUUUAACAUUUUAAUUUUUUAAACAAGGUAUUUUUUCAGUCCUAUAGUAAUGAUAAAACAUCAGUCUUUAUUAGAAAGCAUAAAUUAACAUUAAUUUUAUUAAGAAUCUGUCAAAGGAAAAAAAAAGCCUAUAUAUAUAUAUAUAUAUAUAUAUAUAUAUAUAUUAUUAUUAUUCAAGAGUCACAGAAACAAUUCUGUAUAGGAGUAUAGCUUCAGUUCCUGUUUAAUUUUGAAUGAAAGAAAAUUUAUUAAAAACAAAAUAUAAUGAUUUAUUGAGUUUAAACCCUUUCCCCACUUUUAAAGUAGUUAGAGAAAUUAUAUAUUCUUUAGAAACAAUUGCUGCAAUUUAUAAAGUUAAAAAAAAAUGAAUAACCAAAUUUAAGUGUUAAAUUCCACAGAAAAUACAGUAAAAUGGCAAGAUCUCAAUUUAAUUAUAUUGUGAUCUCGACAAACUCUCUAUUUCAAUUGUGUAAGCUUUCAAUGAUCCCCAUAGCCUACUGCAUAUUUCCAUGCUCACAAAUAGUUACAAUAAAUCCACUUUAAAUGUCCCUGUUAAUAUGAACUACAGUUAUCUGUACUAUUUUAUAAAGGGUCUUCAUAAAAGGAAAUAUACGUAUUUCCAUGUACCAGAAGUGGUUCCCAAUGUCAAUAUCUGCCUGUGUCAUGCACUGUUUGAAGUAAUGUCUACAGUAUAUAUGGGAAUAUAUCCACUGAGAUACAAUAGCUUGUUUCCAGAGGUGUCCUAUUCUAUGUUUGGGAGUUGAGGGAUUGACAACGUUUUAUUGAAGUUUGUCGUGGGCAGGAAGGAUUUAGCCCAGCCAGAAUUUGUUAACUAGUAUUGGAAUUUAACUAGGACAGUGUGCGUUAACACCCUGGCUCAUCCUUGAAAUAGCCCCUUGGGUCCUUUCAUUUCCACAGAACAGACAGAACGUUCUAAAUCCCUUUAGUUAUUUACUUCCUAUGGUGUUUGUGCAGUACAUAUUGUUGUACUGGUGACGCAAAGCAAUAAGCAGUUCAUAUGAUUAGAAUUCAUAUGAAUUAGCUCCAGGUAUGGAAUAAAAACACAUUUGGUAUGCAUUGAACAUCAUGUGUAAUGGUGCAUAUGUGGUUCAUGCAUAUUCCCAGUGUUACAGCCUCAUCUCCCUGUGUUCUGAUCUCAUUGGAUCUCAGAAACUAAACAGAGACAGGCUGGGGCAGUACUUGAAAGAUGGAAGCCCUCCAAGGGACAUUCUGCCUUCUGGGCUAACGUUUUAGAUAACGUCCUGUGUAAUCUGUGGUCAUUAGAUGCAAUGACGCUGUCUCAGAGAAGAGAACUGGGCUGUUAAACAAGUGCCUUGGCUAAAUUGCUAAAACAGGUGAUAAAAACUGCCUUGGCUAAACCCUACCAGCACUGGUUAAUUUACUAUAACAAUUUAACAAACCACUUCCCUAAUUUCCAUCAUUGGGGUCAGGUCAUAGCUGAACACAAGGCGUUGCAUAUCUCAGUGCAUCUACCAGAAAAACCAAUUCAUUUUAGCACGGAAAGCAGUGUCAAAAGAGGCUGACAAGGGGGAAAGGGACACUUGAAUAAAUCAGUAUAAAAUGAUCUUCUAUUUAAAUUCUUUGUAAACUAAACAAAUAGUUUCUGAUGUUUAUCUUCUCUCCCACUGGUUAAAGCAUCAUAGCUGUGGCCCCAGUAAUUUACUUUAACGUCUGUACAGUUAAACUACUGAACAAUCUCUAAUCCAAGCAUUUGAAACUUAUUUAGACUUUUUUUGUUGUUGUUUUAAAUGGUUUUCCUGAAUACUGCUAGCCAUGCAUUUUAAUUUUGGGAUAUAUCUUUAGUUUUUAAUUGUGACAAUUCAGUAUAAUCAUAUUAAUUUAAAAUAUUGUGAAUAUUUUGAAGAUUCAUUUUUUGAGUUGCAUAUUUUGGGUUUUGUAGGCUGCUAACAGUAUAAGGCUUUAUUUGUCAGCAAUAUGAAUUAACAGCCUCUAGUGAACUUGAUGAGGGUUAUCGGACGUACUGAACUGUUCUGAAAUAAUUCAGAAUGAAGAUUGUAUACAUAUGCACAGGCAAAUCACUUUUAAAUGACUUAUUGGAAUGAGGGAUAUUUUAUUUAGAAUGAAGCAUAUGUAAAAUCAAUAGUACAAUAAUGCUUUUUAUUACUUCAUAUAAUUUUGCCUUUUUAAUCUCUGCAUUGUGUGCUUGCUCUGAAAAUGAGCAAUGCUAUUUUUAUAAGAACUUCGGACUGAUCCAUAUAACUACAAUUUUUUAGUAAGCUUAGUUUGCUGUUUUUUUAUUGAAUACAAGCUGGUAUCUGGAACUGCUGGACAGUACAUAUACUUAAAACUGUAUACAAUUAAAAGUGAUUAUCUGUGUUGUCUGUGAUUAAAACUAUAACUUUUUACACCAUUAUAUAUUUGAAAGGAGGUGCUUUAUGAGCAAAACCCCAUAGCACAAUUUGUGGAUUUGCACAGGAACUUCUCAGGGUUUCCUUUGGCUGUUUCACUUGAAAAAAAACAUCUACAUAACAAGUUUCAUUACCUGCUAGAAUGCAGGUACAAGUUAAUUGCUAUCUAUGGAAUAUUUGUUCUCAAGCACUAUUGUUAUUAAAAGUGAGAUUUGUUCAGUAGUUUUUCGUCAGUUUCACACGUUAUGUAUGUCAGAUCUGUUGCACACCCUUUACUUCCCCUGUUUAUGUAUAAAUAUAGCAGGUUUUUAUUGUGGUCACAAGGGUUACAAAAGCUUAACGCAAAAGUAAAAGAGAAACACUUCAUUUUGAAAUUGAACUCAAAAAUGAAUUGUGUCGAGGUUUGCAUGCUGCUAAUCAAGCAAUGUUACAUUGGUAAACUUUCUCAUUUGUUGAAGGAGUGAGUUUUUAGAACUUUGUGUCAUCAACUUUGCUAGUAUUUCAUUCCUUUUCUAGUAUUUCUGACUUUAAAGCCAACCAGUUCUUCAGUUUCAACUUGCUACUGGUAUUGUUUUGUAUUAGUACUUAAUAUGUUAAUGCUUGCCUUCAGAUGUUGAAACUUGAUUUACGCUGCCGGGUGUUUACAAUUUGCUAUCUGGGUAUGUAGUUGUUCUGGAGAGAGAGAAAAAGCAAUGUGGAGAUGGUAAGAGUUAUGUGAAGGAUGUGAGUUGGGGAAGGGAGGAGUGUACUGCACAGUCCAUCUGUGAAAGGAAAGUGUAAUGAGUUGCGGUCUGCGAUGAAGCCAGAAUGCGCAGUGGUAAAUAAAUAAAGAAUGUCAAUGUUAUAACACUGCUACAACAGUGGAUGGACUGCAGAAUGAAAAAAAUAUGAAAAGAAUGGAGAUAUUAAGAGGAGCUGUGGUUGGAAAAUUGCACUAGCGAAGUGUUGCACAUGAAAAGACUUUCGGGAGACAAAGAUGUUGUAAAAAUGACAUGUAUGUACCUGUAUACAUCCUUUGGUAGCAGAGAUUAAUGGAUUUUGCAAGCAUUUGUAUGUUUUGAAGGUUGUCCAAUAAAAAAUGACUUACUUUUCCAAUA